Pan troglodytes (chimpanzee) is the source of this 4772-nucleotide messenger RNA. It is a transcript of the gene ZNF761, whose product is annotated as zinc finger protein 761. Gene Ontology annotation, biological process: regulation of DNA-templated transcription. The transcript has 10 exons. The coding region runs from base 1022 to 3262 and encodes 746 amino acids. The record is from RefSeq and is a predicted model, not a curated record. NCBI's taxonomy places the organism in Eukaryota, Metazoa, Chordata, Mammalia, Primates, Hominidae.
GAGCAGGAAAGGACAAGGAGUCCCCGAAGCUGAUACUGAGUUCAUGGGGUUGAGCUGACAGCGGCCAACAGGCUGUCAUAAACUAUGGGAUCUCACUCUGUCGGCCAGGCUGGAAUGCAAUGGUGCCAACUUGGCUCAGUGCAACCUCCCCACCCCGGGCUCCAACAAUCCUCCCAUCUCAGCCUCUGAAGUAGCUGGGACUACAGGUUCUAGCACGUAUUAACACCGUGUGUCUAAAGUCAUUCCUGCUGGUCAUCUGGAGGAAUCUGAGAAGGGGCAGGUCUUUCUUCUGACUCUCAGAGCAGCACUCUCUACAGGACAGGGCCGGGCACCCCCUCUCAAGCCCAGUCUGAUCCACCGACAGAGUCCGUUAUCUCCUGUCCGGGGAAGAGGUGGAACAGUUUAAUCCUGAAACCAUCCCCCCGUCUGUGGAAAAACUGCCUUCCACCAAACCAGUCCCUGGUGCCAAAAACGCUGGGAACCGCUAAUCUAGACAGUUCUCUGCUAAGGAAGCACGUGGUUGAGAAGCAUCAGAAUCGUUCCCACGGACCAUGCUCCGGAGUCUCAGCAGGCUCCUGCAGUGUGUUUAUCCGUGCAUCAUGAAGGACCCUCAUACGGCUGACGUGCCUUGGCUGAUGCGAGUAACACUGCAGCAAGCGUGGGAGUGCAGAUAGCUCUUGGAAAUACCCAUUUCCUUCAGAUGCAUACUCAGAGAUGGAGUUUCACUCUUGUUGCUCAGGCUGGAGUGCAAUGGUGUGAUCUCGGCUCACUGCAACCUCCGCCUCCCGGGUUCAAGCGAUCCUCCUGCCUCAGCCUCUCGAGUAGCUGAGAUUACAGAGUAUUGCCCGGGCUGUGAGUGCAGUCUCAUGAUCUUGGCUCACUGCAACCUCUGUUUCCUGGGUUCAAGUGAUUCUUGUGCCUCAGCAUCCCACGUAGCUGAGAUUACAGGAUUGACUUCUAAAGACUCUUGGUACGUGAGGAAGAAACUCGGAAGAGGAAGAGGAGAGCAAAGGAGUCAGGGAUGGCUUUUUCUCAGGGUCUAUUGACAUUCAGGGAUGUGGCCAUAGAAUUCUCUCAGGAGGAGUGGAAGUGCCUGGACCCUGCUCAGAGGACUCUAUACAGGGACGUGAUGCUGGAGAAUUACAGGAACCUGGUCUCCCUGGAUAUCUCUUCCAAAUGCACGAUGAAGGAAUUCUUGUCAACAGCACAAGGCAACAGAGAAGUGUUCCAUGCAGGGACAUUGCAAAUACAUGAAAGUCAUCACAAUGGAGAUUUUUGCUACCAGGAUGUUGAUAAAGAUAUUCAUGACUUUGAAUUUCAAUGGCAAGAAGAUGAAAGAAAUGGCCAUGAAGCACCCAUGACAAAAAUCAAAAAGUUGACAGGUAGUACAGAACGAUAUGAUCAAAGUGAUGCUAGAAACAAGCCUAUUAAAGAUCAGCUUGGAUCAAGCUUUCAUUCGCAUCUGCCUGAAAUGCACAUAUUUCAGACUGAAGAGAAAAUUGAUAAUCAAGUUGUGAAGUCUAUCAACGAUGCUUCCUUGGUUUCAACAGCCCAAAGAAUUUCUUGUAGGCCCAAAACCCAUAUAUCUAAUAACUAUGGGAAUAAUUUCCGGAAUUCUUCAUUACUCACACAAAAACAGGAAGUACACAUGAGAGAAAAAUCUUUCCAAUGUAAUGAGAGUGGCAAAGUCUUUAAUUACAGCUCACUCUUAAGGAAACAUCAGAUAAUCCAUUUAGGAGACAAAUAUCAAUGUGAUGUAUGUGGCAAGCUCUUUAAUCAGAAGCGAAACCUAGCAUGCCAUCGUAGAUGUCACACUGGUGAGAAUCCUUACAAGUGUAAUGAGUGUGGCAAGACCUUCAGUCAGACGUAUUCCCUUACAUGCCAUCGUAGACUUCAUACUGGAGAGAAACCUUACAAAUGUGAGGAAUGUGACAAAGCUUUCCAUUUCAAAUCAAUACUUGAAAGACAUAGGAUAAUUCAUACUGAAGAGAAACCAUACAAGUGCAAUGAGUGUGGCAAGACCUUUAGGCAGAAGUCAAUCCUUACACGCCAUCAUCGACUUCAUACUGGAGAGAAACCUUACAAGUGUAAUGAGUGUGGCAAGACCUUUAGUCACAAGUCAUCCCUUACAUGCCAUCGUAGACUUCAUACUGGAGAGAAACCCUACAAGUGUAAUGAGUGUGGCAAGACCUUUAGUCACAAGUCAUCCCUUACAUGCCAUCGUAGACUUCAUACUGGAGAGAAACCUUACAAAUGUGAAGAAUGUGACAAAGCUUACAGUUUCAGAUCAAAUUUUGAAAUACAUCGGAAAAUUCAUACUGAAGACAAUGCUUACAAGUGUAAUGAGUGUGGAAAGACCUUUAGCCGGACCUCAUCCCUUACAUGCCAUCGUAGACGUCAUACUGGAGAGCAACCUUACAAAUGUGAAGAAUGUGACAAAGCUUUCCGUUUCAAAUCAAACCUUGAAAGACAUAGGAGAAUUCAUACUGGAGAGAAACCAUACAAGUGUAAUGAGUGUGGCAAGACCUUUAGUCGGAAGUCGUACCUCACAUGCCAUCAUAGACUUCAUACUGGAGAGAAAGCUUACAAGUGUAAUGAGUGCGGCAAGACCUUUAGUUGGAAGUCAUCCCUUACCUGCCAUCGUAGACUUCAUUCUGGAGAGAAACCUUACAAGUGUAAGGAGUGUGGCAAGACGUUCAAUCAGCAGUUAACCCUUAAACGCCAUCGUAGACUUCAUAGGGAAGAGAACCCUUACAAAUGUGAAGAUAGUGACAAAGCUUACAGUUUCAAAUCAAACCUUGAAAUACAUCAGAAAAUUCAUACUGAAGAGAAUCCUUACAAGUGUAAUGAGUGUGGCAAGACCUUUAGCCGGACGUCAUCCCUUACAUGCCAUCGUAGACUUCAUACCGGAGAGAAACCUUACAAAUGUGAAGAAUGUGACAAAGCUUUCCGUGUGAAAUCAAACCUUGAAGGACAUAGGAGAAUUCAUACUGGAGAGAAACCAUACAAGUGUAAUGAGUGUGGCAAGACCUUUAGUCGGAAGUCAUAUUUUAUAUGCCAUCAUAGACUUCAUACUGGAGAGAAACCUUAUAAGUGUAAUGAGUGUGGCAAGAACUUUAGUCAGAAGUCAUCCCUUAUAUGCCAUCAUAGACUUCAUACUGGAGAGAAACCUUACAAGUGUAAUGAGUGUGGCAAGACCUUUAGUCAGAAGUCAAACCUUACAUGCCAUCGUAGACUUCAUACUGGAGAAAAACAAGUGUAAUGAAUGUGGUGAGGUUUUUAAUCAACAAGCACACCUUGCAGGUCAUCAUAGAAUUCAUACUGGGGAGAAACCUUAGAAAUGUGAAGCAUGUGAUAAAGUUUACAGUGGCAAAUCAAGCCUCAAAAGACAGGAGAAUUCAUACUGGAGAGAAAGCUUAUAAAUGUGAAGAAUGUCACAAAGUUUACAGUCGCACAUCAAACCUUGAAAGACAUAGGAGAAUUCAUACUGGAGAGAAACCAUAAAAAUGUAAGAGUUUGUGACAAGGCUUUUGGGCAUGAUUCGCACCUGGCACAACAUGCUAGAAUUCACACUGGAGAGAAACCUUACCAGUGUAAUGAGUGUGGCAAAGCCUUUAGUAGGCAGUCAACACUUGUUUACCAUCAGGCAAUCCAUGGUGUAGGGAAACUUUACUAAGGUAAUGAUUGUCACAAAGUCUUCAGUAAUGCUACAACCAUUGUGAAUCACUGGAGAAUCCAUAACGAAGAGAGAUCCUACUAGGGUAAUAAAUUUGGCAAAUUUUUCAGACAUUGUUCAUACCUUGCAGUUCAUCGGUGAACUCACGCUGGAGAGAAGCCUUACAAAUGUCAUGACUGUGGCAAGGUCUUCAGUCAAGCUUCAUCCUAUGCAAAACAUAGGAGAAUUCAUGCAGGACAGAAACCUCACAUGUGUGAUGAUAGUGGCAAAGCCUUCACUUCACACCUCAUGAGACAUCAGAGAAUGCAUACUGGACAGAAAUCUUACAAAUGUCAUCAAUGUGCCAAGGUCUUCAGUCUGAGUUCACUCCUUGCAGAAUAUGAGAAAAUUCAUUUUGGAGGUAGUUGCUCCAUAUGCAAUGAGUAGAGCAAACCAUCAAGCAUUAAUUGACAUCAGGGUCAAUUCAGCAUUGACUUGAGUUUGUAUUGACUUAACAUUGAGUUCAAGCAUUAAUUGACAUUAGUGUUUAUGUUAAGAGGAUUGGGCCAGGCACAUCAGCUUACACCUGUAAUCUGAGCACUUUGGGAGGCCAAGGUGGGUAGAUCACUUGAGGUCAGGAGUUUGAGAUCAGCCUGGCCAACAGACGUGAGCCAUUUUCCCAGCCUGUUUUUUGUUUCUUUAAAAAAACUGAUAGGGAUUUUUAUGGAUAUCAUGUUGAAUCUAAAUCACAUUGGGUUAUUAUAUAAUCAUUUAACAAUAUUAAUUUUUCCAAGCCAUCAAUAUGGGUUGUAGCUCAAUGUUUUUAAUCAUUUUGAUCAAUGUUUGUAGAUUUCAAGGUACAAACUUCUGACCUUUUUACGUUUAUUUCUAAGUAUUUCUUACUUUAAGUUCUCCAGCAAAUGGAAGUGUUUUAAAAUUUUCUUUUAAAAUUGUUUAUUGUUAAAGUAUGGAAAUUCAACUAAUUUUUGGUGCUGAUACUGUAUUGUGCAAAUCCACUGAAUAUGUUACUUAGUUCCAGUAGUAUUUUGGUUGGCUCUUUGUGAUUUUCUACACAGAAGAUUAUGUCAUCUACAAACAAAUAUAAUUUUACUUCUUA